This is a messenger RNA of Trichomycterus rosablanca, 3820 nucleotides long. It is a transcript of the gene picalmb, whose product is annotated as phosphatidylinositol binding clathrin assembly protein b. Gene Ontology annotation, cellular component: synaptic vesicle; clathrin-coated pit; clathrin-coated vesicle. Gene Ontology annotation, molecular function: clathrin heavy chain binding; 1-phosphatidylinositol binding; SNARE binding. NCBI's taxonomy places the organism in Eukaryota, Metazoa, Chordata, Actinopteri, Siluriformes, Trichomycteridae. The transcript is spliced from 23 exons. Gene Ontology annotation, biological process: synaptic vesicle budding from presynaptic endocytic zone membrane; clathrin-dependent endocytosis; clathrin coat assembly. The record is from RefSeq and is a predicted model, not a curated record. The coding region runs from base 367 to 2535 and encodes 722 amino acids.
CUUUUUGGUCAUUUAACACGCCUGUAAGGGUGGCGAAGAAAGAGGAGGAGGAGACGGCCGGAUUUCGGGAAGAGAAAGCGGAUGAGAGAUGAAUCAACCAAGUGGUGAAGCGUUUUCUGGUGGAUUUAUUUAACGAUGUAACGGUUUAGGAGUAGAUCUUUAUCGUAUCAGUUCGGGAUUCAUCGUGUCGGCUUCGGCUUGGCUGCUCCUGACACGGCUCUAUUUCUCGCUUUUUCCUUUAACGUAGACUGUUCUACGAGAACACGUCGAGAACGGACUGCUAUCCAACAACACGAAAUAUCAGUGUUGUUGUUUUCAGAAAACAAAUCCGACAUUUUCCCCUGAUAUCGCCUGUAAGAGCUGAAGAUGUCGGGCCAGAGCAUAACGGACAGAAUCACAGCCGCUCAGCACAGCGUUACCGGCUCAGCUGUGUCCAAAACCGUGUGUAAAGCCACCACACAUGAAAUCAUGGGUCCCAAAAAGAAACACUUGGACUAUCUCAUCCACUGCACCAAUGAGAUGAACGUAAACAUUCCUCAACUGGCUGACUCGCUGUUUGAAAGGACCACCAACACCAGCUGGGUGGUCGUCUUCAAAUCCCUCAUCACAACACACCACCUCAUGGUCUAUGGCAAUGAGCGCUUUGUUCAGUACUUGGCCUCCAGGAAUACGUUAUUCAACCUCAGUAACUUUUUGGACAAAAGUGGGCUGCAAGGCUAUGACAUGUCAACAUUUAUCCGGAGGUACAGCCGGUACCUGAAUGAAAAAGCAGUGUCAUAUCGACAGGUGGCUUUUGAUUUUACAAAAGUAAAGCGUGGGGUUGAUGGAGUGAUGCGAACUAUGAACACUGAGAAACUUCUGAAAACCAUUCCAAUCAUCCAGAAUCAGAUGGACGCCCUUCUCGACUUCAAUGUCAAUGCCAACGAGCUCACCAAUGGGGUCAUCAAUGCAGCCUUCAUGCUUCUUUUCAAAGAUUCCAUCAGGCUUUUUGCAGCUUAUAAUGAGGGGAUAAUCAACCUGCUGGAAAAGUAUUUUGACAUGAAGAAAGUCCAGUGCAAAGAGGGCCUGGAUAUUUACAAGAAGUUCCUCACCAGAAUGACCCGUAUCUCCGAGUUCCUCAAAGUAGCAGAGCAGGUGGGGAUAGACCGAGGGGACAUUCCUGACCUCUCCCAGGCUCCCAGCAGUCUUCUGGAUGCUUUAGAGCAGCACUUGGCUUCUCUGGAAGGCAAGAAGGUCAAAGACUCUACUGCAGCCAGCAGGGCAAGCACGCUCUCCAAUGCUGUGUCGUCACUGGCCAACACUGGCAUGUCCUUUACCAAAGUGGAUGAGAGGGAAAAACAGGCCGCCUUAGAGGAGGAGCAGGCACGACUGAAGGCACUUAAGGAGCAGAGGUUGAAGGAGCUUUCUAAGAGGCCCUCGUUUUCUACCACUGACACGUCUCCGGUCUCCACCACAGCAGCCUGCAUCAGUACAGCACCUGCCAUCGACCUGUUCUCCACCCCUAGCUGCUCAAAUGGUGCUUUGAAGAUGGAAAGUGACCUGUUUGAUCUGAACAGCACCUUCAAGCCGCCCAUGCAGGCCGGCCUCUCAGGAUCCACACCAUGGGGAGAUCCUUUCUCUUCUUCUGAAGCUGUCGAUGACUCCAUUCCAAACCUAAACCCUUUUCUAACCAAACAUGUCGAUCCUGCUCAUCUACCCGCUGUAUCGUCUGACGGUGUUAGUUUUCCCUCUAGGACGUCUGGUCAUGAGCUGUUCAGUGAUCAAUACAAUCCCUUUAUUGAUCCAAGCUCAUCCGUAUCAACCAAUUACAAACGAACCGUGCGGAUAGAACCCUUAAUCUCAGACUCUUUUGGUCAAGCGUCGAUGAUCCAGCAUCACCCCUCUCCCUUCCAGCAUGAGUCCUCCACUGUACCAGGCAUAUUUCGAGGCUAUGGGCCACCGCAGGUUCCUCUACCACAGAACACAGGGGAGCUUAAUGUUGACUUUGAGUCUGUUUUUGGAAACAAGGCUGCCUCAUCAGGCGACCUGGACACCGAUGGUGGAAUUUUAAAGCCCAUGGUGGCCGGCUCUAAUCAGCUUUCCACGCUGCACCAAGAUAAGCUCAUGUCAAAUGAUCUGGACUCCUCCCUUGCAAAUCUGGUUGGAAAUCUGGGAAUUGGAAAUGGCACUACAAAAAAUGAUAUCCAUUGGAACCAGCCAGGAGAGAAAAAACUGACUGGAGGAAUGAACUGGCAACCCAAAGCGGCUCCUUCCACUACUUGGAAUCCUGUCUCAAUGCAACCGUCAGUUAUGGCCUUUCCUGCAACAACACCUACAGGCAUGAUAGGAUAUGGCAUGACUCCACAGUUGCCCUCCAUGGCCAUGAUGACCCAGCCCACAGUGAUGUACACUCAGCCUGUCAUGAGACCGUCCAACCCAUUCGGAUCCGUGUCCAGUGCACAGCCUUCUGCUGCCUCUAGUCCCUCCAGUCAGAGUCCUCUCCGGGCCCCAGGACAAGACCCCUUUGCACAGCUCUCUCUCAAGGAUUUCCUGUAGAUCUUCUCUUGUCUAGAUGCAGUUUAUGUAACACCAGAUGAAUUCACUCCCGGAAGUCGAUGCACCAUGCAGCAAACCUCUUGUUCUGCUGCCAUGCUCGUCAGAGGAACCAACCACGUUUAAAACACCAACCCUGCAGGAACCGAAGGUGUAAUAAGACCGAGAGCUUAUUACAAUCAUGUUUGUAAUCUUCAAAAUGAAACGAUGCUGCUGUUCUGCCCUGAUAGGGAUUCCUCAUGUAUUUUAUAUUCUGUAAAGAAAGCUGAAGGAAACAGAGAGAGUUUCAUACUUGAGAAAAACCUCUUGUUUAUUCUUCCCUUUUUGCUGUUUAAGUUAGGGGUGUUUUUGUUAUUAAAGAGGAGUAAAUGUCAGUAAACUCCUAUACUCAAUGUUAGAAAAAAACAGUUAGGAUAGUUAACCUCUUCCUUUAGUUUGUCUUUUUAAUUGUGUUCACAAAUAGACCUCACUUCAGUGUUGUUUGUAUUUAUUUAUGGGUUUGCCUCAAAAAAGUGAACAUGUAUGUACAUGUAUGCAUCGGAAAAACGAUAAAUAUUUUAGCAUAACAUGUGGGUUGGAUUGUAUAAGGCGUGCAGUUAGAGAUUUUAAAUAGCUAUGUGAAAAAUACACAGUAAGCUGAAUGAUAUAGCACUAAAUAUUCUCUAAGUUUUAUGUCUAGAUAUAAUAUUUGUAGACCAAGCAUACACAAUCCAAAAAUAUUUGAUGGAUAAGAUUUGGAGAUUUCGAGUCGAUCACAGUGCCUAGCGUUAUUGGGUAGUCACUAUCUGUGAGAUGUUGCACUUGGGAAGGAAUUUGUUUCUGCAUUAUGCAUGGCAUGCCAUCGUUUCUCAUACACUGGUCCACAUGGCUGCCUCCGAGCUGAAUCUCUUGAAUGUGAAGAUUUGCAAAGAUCACGUUGCAGAUCUGGAUCAAGCGAGCCACCUCACACAGGACCGUCGGCUGGGAGGACCCGGUUCCCUCACUGGAUAUUGGUCGUGGAUUAGGGUCGUAUUUAUCACUGUAUAUUUAUCAUGUAAAAUUCAAAGUCUUGAUGAAGAGUAACAUGAAGCACUGUUGAUCAGUGUUUUUUGUAUAUACUGAAUUCAGGGCAGUUAGCUAAGGUCAGAGACUGACAGAUAAAAGGAAUUCAGUUGAGUCUGACUUACCUGAAGUUCUACUGAAUAUUCUUGUCCUCACAGAUUUGUUUUUUUGUUACUUAUUUAAAAAAUGUAAGAAGAAAAAUAGUGGCGUUUUUUUUCUUUUCCAAAUAAAGUGCAGCUUCCACAAA